GGGCGCUCUGCGCAUGCGUGCUUAGGAGGGGGCGGGGUUCCUUGGCCCGUGACCGGAGAGAGGGCGCAGCUGCUCCAGGCCAAGCCUUUAUGCCGGAAGUCUUCGACUUGACCCCCUUCCUGUACAUGACCUCUCCUGCUGCCUAGGCAGCCCAAGAUCCAAAGAGAGACAGCAGAUGCCCUGUCUGGCCCCAUCUGGCCGUGGUGUCAGAAGCUGAGAUGGCAAGUGAAGUCGGUCCUGAGAGUGAAGAGGCGGCCCCCUCACCCCGAGGAGGGUUUGGGGAAGGCCUGGCCCAGGCCCUGGAGGCUUCACUCCCCAGACUCUCCUACCUGGACCUGGACAAGGACGUGGAGUUCAGAAAUGAGCUGAUCGACGACAAGGAGUUUGAUAUCCCUCAGGUGGACACCCCUCCCACCCUAGAAAGCAUACUCAAUGAGACCGAUGAUGAAGAUGAGCCCUUUGUUCUGGAGGAUCCCACUCUGUUAAAUAUUGACACUUUUGACACCCACUCCUAUGACACGUCAUCAGUGGCAAGCUCAGACAGUGGUGACCGAACCAAUCUGAAAAGGAAGAAGAAACUUCUUGACUCUUUUUCAGUCCAUGGCUCAGUCAUGCGGCAUUCGCUUCUGAAGGGAAUCUCAGCCCAGAUUGUCUCGGCAGCUGACAAAGUCGAUGCUGGUUUGCCCACUGCAAUAGCUGUGUCCCGUCUGAUUGCAGUGGGAACUUCUCAUGGAUUGGCCUUAAUCUUCGGAAAAGAUCAGAACCAGGCCCUGCGCCUCUGCCUGGGCAGCACCAGCGUCGGGGGACAGUACGGGGCCAUCUCUGCUCUCAGCAUCAACCAUGACUGCUCGAGACUUCUCUGUGGCUUUGCCAAGGGCCAGAUGACCAUGUGGGACUUGGCCAGCGGGAAGCUCUUGAGAUCCAUAACAGAUGCUCACCCCCCAGGCACAGCAAUUCUGCACAUUAAGUUUACAGAUGACCCGACUCUUGCCAUUUGCAAUGACAGCGGAGGUUCUGUGUUUGAGCUGACAUUUAAGCGAGUGAUGGGAGUGAGAACCUGUGAAUCCCGGUGUCUGUUCAGUGGGUCCAAGGGGGAAGUUUGCUGUAUCGAGCCUCUUCAUUCCAAGGCCGAGCUCAAGGAUCAUCCCAUCACUCAGUUUUCCUUACUGGCCAUGGCAUCCUUAACUAAAAUAUUGGUCAUUGGACUGAAACCAUCUCUGAAAGUGUGGAUGACUUUUCCCUAUGGACGGAUGGAUCCCUCCAGUGUCCCGCUGCUGGCCUGGCAUUUUGUGGCAGCCAAUAAUUACGUGAACCCCACAUUGGCCUUUUGCAGAGGAGACGUCGUUCACUUUCUGUUGGUUAAAAGAGAUGAAUCAGGUGCCAUACACGUCACUAAACAAAAGCAUCUGCACCUGUACUAUGACCUCAUCAACUUCACUUGGAUCAAUUCUCGCACGAUCGUGCUCCUGGACAGCGUGGAGAAGCUGCACGUGAUUGAUCGGCUGACGCAGGAGGAGCUCGAGACGGUGGAAAUGUCCGAGGUGCAGCUGGUCUACAACAGCAGCCAUUUCAAGUCCCUGGCCACGGGAGGCAACGUCAGCCAGGCCCUGGCUCUUGUUGGAGAGAAAGCCUGUUAUCAGUCCAUCAGUAGUUAUGGCGGUCAGAUCUUUUAUUUAGGGACAAAAUCUGUUUAUGUGAUGACGUUGAGGAGCUGGAGAGAGAGAGUGGAUCAUCUCCUGAAGCAAGAGUGUCUGACAGAGGCCCUGGCUCUCGCCUGGUCUUUCCAUGAAGGGAAGGCCAAAGCUGUCGUUGGCUUGUCGGGGGAUGCGAGCAAACGGAAGGCCAUUGUUGCCGAUCGGAUGGUUGAAAUCCUCUUCCACUGUGCAGACCGAGCUUUGAAAAAAUGCCCAGACCAGGGUAAAAUCCAGGUGAUGGAGCAGCAUUUUCAGGACACGGUGCCAGUUGUUGUCGAUUACUGCCUUCGGCUGCAGCGCAGGGAUCUUUUAUUUAGCCAGAUGUAUGACAAGUUCAGUGAGAAUUCCGUGGCCAAGGGGGUCUUCUUGGAGUGCCUGGAGCCUUACAUUUUAAGUGACCAACUGGUGGGAAUCACAGCCCAGGUGAUGAAGGAUUUGCUCAUUCACUUCCAAGAUAAAAAGCUGAUGGAAAAUGUGGAGGCCCUGAUCGUGCAUAUGGACAUCACCAGCCUGGACAUACAACAGGAUUUCUCUGGCUUGGUCACUGCCUUCAGAUCCAGGGUCAUCUGCUCCUUUUCGCAGGUCGUUCUCAUGUGCUGGGAGAAUCGCCUCUAUGAUGCCAUGAUCUACGUCUACAACAGGGGCAUGAAUGAAUUCAUCAGUCCAAUGGAGAAACUUUUCAAGGUCAUUGCUCCUCCUCUGAGUGCAGGAAAGUCUCUGACAGAUGAACAGGUUAUUAUGGGCAACAAGCUUCUGGUCUACAUAAGCUGCUGCCUGGCAGGUCGUGCUUAUCCCCUGGGGGACAUCCCUGAAGACCUGGUGCCCUUGGUUAAAAACCAGGUCUUUGAGUUUCUGAUCCGCCUGCAUUCUGCGGAGGCCUCCUCUGAGGAAGAGAUCUACCCCUAUAUCUGUACUUUGCUUCACUUCGAUACCAGGGAAUUCCUGAACGUCCUUGCCCUGACUUUUGAAGAUUUUAAAAAUGACAAGCAAGCUCUGGAAUACCAGCAGCGGAUCGUGGACAUCUUGCUGAAGGUCAUGGUGGAAAAUUCAGAUUUCACUCCUUCCCAAGUCGGGUGCCUCUUCACCUUCCUUGCCCGACAGCUCGCCAAGCCCGACAACACGCUCUUUGUGAACAGGACGCUGUUUGACCAGGUUCUCGAGUUCCUCUGCAGCCCUGAUGACGACUCUCGGCACGCGGAGAGGCAGCAGGUCCUCCUCGAAUUGCUCCAGGCUGGAGGGAUUGUGCAGUUUGAGGAGAGCCGGCUCAUCCGGAUGGCAGAGAGAGCCGAGUUCUACCAGAUUUGUGAGUUUAUGUAUGAACGAGAACACCAGUAUGACAGGAUUAUUGACUGCUACCUCCGGGACCCGCUGAGAGAGGAAGAGGUGUUUAACUACAUUCAUAACAUCCUGUCCAUUCCUGGGCACAGCCCAGAGGAGAAGCAGUCCGUGUGGCAGAAGGCCAUGCUGCACAUUGAGGAGCUUGUGGCUCUGAAUCCCUGCAAGGCAGCAGAGCUGGUGGCCACCCACUUCUCUGGGCAGGUUGAGGCCAUCAUUCACAAACUCCAGAAUCCAUUUCUGCUUUUCCAGUUUCUGAGGAGCCUGCUUGACCCGAGGGCUGUUACUCACAGGGAGAUUCCCAGAGGAAUGGACGAGAUAGAUGUGACAUGCCACGUGUUGGCAAAAGCACCGCAGUGCAGCAGGGAAGGUAUUUCCAUGAACCAAGAGUCGCUCCAGGCAUCUCCUUACAUCACAGAGCAGUUCAUUGACUUGUUAUGUCAAUAUAACCCUCACCAAGUGAUUGACACACUGCAAGUCCUCGAGUCCUACCGGCUGGAAGAGACCAUUCAGAUUACCCAGAAGUACCAGCUGCUUGAAGUGUGUGCCUACCUCUUAGAGAAGAAAGGGGAUGUUCACGGUGCUUUCUUAAUAAUGCUUGAGAGACUACAAAGCAGACUCCAGGAGUUUACAAAGGAAAGUGAAAAUGUGAGAGAGGACCCCUCAUUCAAGGACGUGGAAGAGAUCUUGGUAGAGACAAUCGCCCUGUGCCAAAGGAAUUCACAGAGUCUGAACCAGCAACAGCGAGAGGCUCUCUGGUUUCCACUGUUGGAGGCAAUGAUGGCCCCCCAGAAGCUGUCCAGCUCGUCCGCUCCACCUCGACACGCAGAAUCUCUGAAGUCUCUGACCAUGCAGGUGCUGGACAGCACGGCGGCCUUCAUCGCUCUGCCGUCCAUCUUGCAGCGAAUCCUCCAAGAUCCAGUUUAUGGAAGAGGAAGGCUCGGCGAGAUCCAAGGACUCAUCCUGGGAAUGCUGGACACCUUUAACUACGAACAAACACUCCUGGAAACGACCACCAACCUCCUGAACCACGACCUCCACUGGUCACUCUGUAACCUGAGGGCGUCGGUCACCCGAGGGUUAAACCCCAAGCAGGAUUACUGCUGCAUCUGCCUGCAGCAGUACAGGCGGCGCCAGGAGGUAGCUGAUGACAUCGUAGUCUUCAGCUGUGGCCACCUCUAUCACUCCUUGUGCCUGCUCAACAAAGAGUGCACCGUGGGGACGGGGAGCCAGGCCAGGUGGAUGUGCUACCGGUGCAAUUCAAGCAACAAGAUAGGGAAGCUUGGUGAGAACGCCUCUGAUGUGAAGAAAGGACAGCUCGCCCAGGCGCAGGUGAAAACGUCUCCUUCCUGCUCUUCACCCCGAGGAGAUUCUGCUGCCAAAAAGACCCCAUCAGAACCAGGACUGGAUCCCCAGCAGACCCAGGCUUUCGACCAGCUCUGCCGUCUUUACCGGGGAACCUCCAGGCUGGCGCUCCUGACUGAGCUCUCUCAGAACCAAAGCAGUGACAGUCACCGGCUGCUGGGGAUCUCCAAGAGCAGCCCCACCCUCCACAGUGUCUUCCAGAAUGAGAACUUCCAGCUGCACCUGACCCCUCCUCCACUGACUGAGGACUGAGGACGUCCCGUCCCGGGCCACCGAGAAAGCGCCUCGAAGGAUCCCCAGCGCCCCAUCACCUCCACCUGGGCUGCGAGGCCCAGGCCCUACAGAGACCACCCUCAUCCCUCCUAUGCCGGCCUUGACUCACCGGUUCUGUCUGUUGUUGCUACUCGCCGUCAUACAUCUCCCGCCGCAUUCCUUGGAACGGAUGGAUCGGCAUGAGACCCCAGCUCCCCACAACGUUCUCCUCCCAUCGGAGAUUCCUGCUCCAGGUCUAGGGUGUCCUCGUGUGUCCUGGGGGCUGCCCGCCGACGAGACCCAGAACUGCCCCCG
Phascolarctos cinereus (koala) is the source of this 4961-nucleotide messenger RNA. Lineage: Eukaryota; Metazoa; Chordata; Mammalia; Diprotodontia; Phascolarctidae. The record is from RefSeq and is a predicted model, not a curated record.